Molecule: messenger RNA, 1338 nt
Organism: Brenthis ino (lesser marbled fritillary)
Lineage: Eukaryota; Metazoa; Arthropoda; Insecta; Lepidoptera; Nymphalidae
Source: the annotation of a GenBank genome assembly
AUGUCAAAUGAUCCCGAAGAUCAAAUGGAAGAAAGUUCAGGUGAAAGUGAGGAUGAAGAUAUGGAGGAAGAGGGAAACGAUGAAGAAGAUUCAGGACCAAAAACAUAUCUUCCCGACCAACCUUUAAGGGAGGAUGAACAUUUAAUUUGUGACCAGUCUGCUUAUGUUAUGCUUCACCAGGCACAAACAGGGGCACCGUGUCUUAGCUUUGAUAUUAUUCCGGAUAACUUAGGCAAUGACAGGACCCAGUUCCCAAUGACGGCAUAUUUGGUUGCUGGAACACAAGCAUCAAGUGCACACUUAAAUAAUCUUUUAGUUAUCAAGAUGUCAAAUUUGCAUCCUACAUCAAAACCUGAAGAUGAUGAAGAUUCUGAAGAGGAUGAAGAUGAUGAUGAUGAAGAGGAAGAUGAAGAAAAGAAACCACAAAUGACAUUCUCAUUUAUAAAACACCAAGGGUGUGUUAACAGAAUAAGGGCUACAAAUUUCAAGAAUUCUGUCUUAGCAGCCAGCUGGUCUGAAUUGGGUAGAGUAGAUAUUUGGAAUGUUACUCAACAAUUACAAGCUGUAGAUGAGCCAGCCUUACUUGAAAGAUAUAAUCUUGAUACAGUUAAUAACCCUGUCAAGCCAUUAUAUUCAUUUAAUGGGCAUCAACAAGAAGGAUUUGGUCUUGAUUGGUGUCCUACAGAACAAGGUGUAUUAGCUACUGGUGAUUGUAGAAGAGACAUCCACAUAUGGAAACCCAAUGAGGGUGGUACUUGGACAGUUGAUCAAAGGCCUUUAGUUGGUCAUACAAGUUCAGUUGAAGAUAUCCAAUGGUCACCAAAUGAAAGAAAUGUUCUAGCAACAUGUUCAGUGGACAAGACUAUAAGGAUAUGGGAUACAAGAGCACCUCCUCAUAAGGCAUGCAUGCUUACAGCUGAAAAUGCACAUGAAAAUGAUGUAAAUGUUUUAUCAUGGAACAACAAAGAACCCUUUAUUGCUAGUGGUGGUGAUGAUGGUUUCCUUCACAUAUGGGAUUUAAGGCAAUUCCCAACCAGUACACCCAUAGGAACUUUCAAGCACCACACAGCACCAAUCACAUCAGUUGAGUGGCAUUGGUCCGAGCCCAGCGUGUUAGCUUCUGCUGGUGAAGACAAUCAGGUGGCUUUGUGGGACUUGGCUGUUGAAAGGGAUGAUGAAGAAGUUGUUGAUGAAGAAUUGAAGAAUCUUCCCCCACAAUUGCUGUUUAUUCAUCAAGGGCAAACUGAUAUCAAAGAACUCCAUUGGCACAAGCAAAUGCCUGGUGUGAUAGUGACGACUGCACAUACUGGUUUUAAUAUAUUUAAAACAAUUAGUGUA